AUGGAUCACGUAAAGAGAAAGAGGGUUGAGGCCAUACGUGGUCAAAUCUUAAGCAAACUUCGCCUCACGAGUCCUCCUAAGUCUAUGGGACCAAGUAAAGUCCCGUAUCAAAUCCAGGCGCUGUACAACAGCACCAAAGAACUGUUGGAGCAGCUCGGGAAAGAGCGACAGCAAAGCUGCGGCCAGGACAGCACCGAGACGGAGUACUACGCCAAAGAGAUCUACAAGUUUAACAUGCUCUACGGACCGCAGGAAAACAAUGAUCUUACCCACUGUAUAAAAGGAGUCAUCUCAAAAAUAUUUCGUUUUAAUGUUUCUGCUAUGGAAAGGAACUCCUCCAACCUCUUCAAAGCUGAGUUUCGAGCUUUAAGGAUCCCAAAUUCCAGCGCCAAGAGGAACGAACAACGGAUUGAGCUCUAUCAGAUUCUCAGACCAAAUGAACACAUUCGAAAGCAGCGCUAUAUUGGAGCAAAAAAUAUCCUGACCAAAGGCACUCCAGAGUGGGUGACGUUUGAUGUGACUGAAACUGUGCGAGAAUGGCUCACAAACAGAGGAUCUAACAUGGGGUUAGAAAUCAGUGUUCAUUGUCCAUGCAACACUUUCAGUCCCAACGGUGACAUCCUCGAUGAAAAUGAGGUUCUGGAAGUCAAGUUUAAAGGGAUUGAUGGAGAAGACGAGCAGAGCCGCUGGGACCUGGAUUAUCUAAAGAGAAUGAAGGACCAGUCUUUACCUCACCUGAUCCUGAUGAUGCUCCCUCCUCACCGCCUCGACACCCAGUCGUCACGGAGACGCAAGAGGGCCUUGGACACAAACUACUGUUUCUCGACCAUGGAGGAGAGCUGCUGUGUUCGAAAGCUUCACAUAGACUUCCGAAAGGACUUGGAUUGGAAGUGGAUUCAUGAGCCGAGUGGUUAUGACGCCAACUACUGCUCUGGGCCGUGUCCGUACCUGCGCAGUGCGGACACCACACACAGCUCGCUGCUGAGCCUGUACAACACUCUGAACCCCGAAGCCUCAGCCUCUCCCUGCUGUGUGCCCCUGGAACUAGAACCACUCACGAUCCUCUACUACUCUGGUCGGACCCCCAAAGUGGAGCAGCUCUCCAACAUGAUCGUGAAGUCCUGCAAGUGUAGCUGA
Knipowitschia caucasica is the source of this 1137-nucleotide messenger RNA. The record is from the annotation of a GenBank genome assembly. Lineage: Eukaryota; Metazoa; Chordata; Actinopteri; Gobiiformes; Gobiidae.